CCAAUAUUAACAUCUCUCUCUCUCUCUCUCUCUCUCUCUCUCUCUACCAUAUAUACGCAUAUACAUACAGUUAUAUAUAUAGAUAGUAUACAUUUAGAUGGAAGGCUAUAAACUGGUCAUUUUAUUUUUCACGUCACUUGGUUUAGUUGGCACAUUAGUGAAUGGGCAGGGCACCAAGGUUGGGUUCUACUCAAGAACGUGCCCCAAAGCCGAGUCCAUUGUUAGAUCAACCGUGGAGACUCACUUCAAAUCCAAUCCUCGCAUAGCUCCCGGCAUCCUCAGAAUGCAUUUCCACGACUGCUUCGUCCAUGGCUGCGACGGCUCUAUCCUUAUCGAAGGUGCAGGCACCGAGAAGACUGCCCCACCGAACAGUGGAAUACCCGGCUACAAUGUCAUAGACGACGCUAAGCAACAACUCGAAGCUGCAUGCCCUGGUGUGGUUUCUUGUGCAGAUAUUGUGGCACUUGCUGCACGUGACUCUGUUGUCUUGACUAAAGGUUUCAGUUGGAAAGUGCCUACUGGGCGUAGAGAUGGGCGAGUUUCAUUGGCGAGUGAUACUAACAACUUGCCUGGCUUUACGGAGUCCAUUGACGUGCAAAAGGAUAAAUUUGCAGCGAAGGGUCUCAACACUCAAGAUCUGGUCACACUGGUUGGUGGACACACCAUUGGUACCACGGCAUGCCAGCUCUUCAGUUACAGACUCUACAACUUCACCACCACAGGAAAUGGCGCCGAUCCCACCAUCGACCCUUCCUUCCUUCCUCAACUCAGAGCUCUCUGCCCGGAGAAUGGCGACGGGGCCAAGCGGGUCGAUCUGGACACUCGGAGCGCAGCCACUUUCGACGCCACUUUCUUCAGAAACUUGAGAAACGGUCGUGGAGUUCUGGAGUCGGAUCAGAAGCUGUGGACCGAUCCCUCCACCAAGCCCUUCGUCCAACGAUUCUUGGGAGAGAGAGGAUUGCGGAGCUUGAACUUCAAUGUCGAAUUUGGAAAGUCGAUGGUGAAGAUGAGUAAUAUUGGUGUCAAAACUGGCACUGACGGUGAAAUUCGAAGGCUUUGCACUGCUUUCAAUUAAUAACUCACGUCAUAUUCACACAUAUAUAUAUAGUUCCUCUAUAUAUAUGCCGCCGCAAUUCCCCGUAGAUCAAGUGUAUAUUAAUGUAUUCCUCAUUUCUUUCAUUUAUUUAUUGUCGUUUAUAUUUGAUUCAUUUCUAUUAUGGUGGAACACCGUGUGUCGUCAUUAUUAAUAAAGUUGAUUGUACUAUUA
This is a messenger RNA of Humulus lupulus (European hop), 1267 nucleotides long. Its product is annotated as cationic peroxidase 2-like. Gene Ontology annotation, molecular function: heme binding; peroxidase activity. Gene Ontology annotation, biological process: response to oxidative stress; hydrogen peroxide catabolic process. Bases 98 to 1075 code for a protein of 325 amino acids. Gene Ontology annotation, cellular component: plasmodesma; plant-type cell wall. Lineage: Eukaryota; Viridiplantae; Streptophyta; Magnoliopsida; Rosales; Cannabaceae. The record is from RefSeq and is a predicted model, not a curated record. The transcript is spliced from 2 exons.